UAAUACCCUUUACCUACUCUCGGAAUGGGUUGUUUAUCCACGACUCUCACCAAUAUAUCAAUGACUCGCUCUCCUUGUUAAUAUUCCCAACUUGACACCAAAAUACUACUCUACAUUUCAUCUCUUCCCCUCAAGUAUGGAUGAGCUAUUGCCAAGACCACCAAACUCAAGCCCUUUGACACCUCUAGGAUUCCUGGACAGAGCUGCUGUUGUCUACGGAGACUGCCCUUCUCUGGUUUAUGGAGACAUUAGCUACACCUGGUUAGAAACUCGUGACAGAUGUCUGAAACUCGCUUCUUCUAUUUCUCGUCUUGGACUUGGAAGACGCGACGUUGUGUCCGUUAUAGCGCCUAAUAUUCCAGCCAUGUAUGAGCUCCAUUUCGCAAUUCCUAUGGCUGGGGCCGUGCUCCACUCCAUCAACACUCGCCUGGACGCUCGCACUGUCUCUGUGAUUCUAGGCCACAGUGAGUCCAAGCUUGUUUUCGUGGAUUACCAGUCAAUCUCUGUUAUUUCAGAAGCCAUUUCCCUCUUGCCACCUAACUCUAAGGUGCCGCUUCUGGUGCUGAUUGGGGGCGAGGAAAAAGAAGAAUCAGCAGCAUCGCUUGAUUUCCAUUGUACUUUCGAGGAUAUGAUGAUCAGGGGUGAUCCGAGUUUCGAGUGGGUCUGGCCGGAGAGCGAAUGGGAUCCACUCACAUUGAAUUACACCUCAGGGACAACCUCAGCGCCAAAAGGGGUGGUACAUAGCCAUAGGGGGACAUUUAUUGUAACAUUUGAUUCAUUAGUUGAAUGGUCAGUUCCUAAACAACCAGUACUAUUGUGGACCCUUCCUAUGUUUCAUGCCAAUGGCUGGAGCUUCACCUGGGGCAUGGCUGCUGUGGGUGGGACUAACAUUUGUCUCCGAAAAUUUGAUGCUCACACCAUCUACUCUGCCAUUGACAGGCACGGAGUCACGCACAUGUGCGGUGCCCCGGUUGUACUCAAUCUGCUCUCGAAUUCUGCAGACGCCAGGCCACUCAAAUUUCCAGUGCAAAUCAUGACGGCAGGGGCUCCUCCACCUGCAGCUGUGCUUCUCAAAACGGAGUCCCUGGGAUUUAGGGUCACUCAUGGCUAUGGCCUGACUGAGACAGGCGGCCUGGUCGUGUCCUGUGCGUGGAAAUCAAAAUGGAAUAAGCUAUCGGCUCCGGAGAUUGCAAGAUUGAAGGCUCGACAGGGAGUGAGAACAGUUGGUAUGACAGAAGUGGAUGUGGUUGAUCCUGAGACAGGGGCUAGUGUGAAGCGAGACGGGACGAGCCUAGGAGAAAUUGUGCUGAGAGGCGGGUGUUUGAUGCUUGGUUACCUCAAAAAUCCAGAGGCCACAUCCAAGAGCCUGGGGAAAGACGGGUGGUUCUACACUGGAGAUGUUGGCGUGAUGUACCCUGACGGCUACUUAGAGAUCAAGGACAGAUCCAAGGAUGUGAUCAUAAGUGGCGGCGAGAAUUUAAGCAGCGUGGAGGUUGAAUCCAUAUUGUACACGCAUCCCUUGAUCAACGAGGCCUCAGUGGUCGCAAGGCCUGAUGAGUUCUGGGGAGAGACACCGUGUGCAUUUGUGAGUUUGCGCGGAGAUGCAAAGAAAGGUGAGGUGAAGGAGGAGGAGAUCAUAGAAUUCUGCAGAAGUAAGUUGGCGCAUUACAUGGUGCCCAAGACAGUGGUGUUUCUGGAGGAGCUUCCGAAGACCGCAACCGGGAAGAUUCAGAAAUUUGUUCUCAGAGAAAUGGCCAAGAAGCUGGGAUCUGCAGACAUUAGGAGUCGCAUGUGAAACCAGGCAAUUAAGGUUCUGUUCUUACAAUAUGUGUACUGUUUGUUCUGUGAUUUUAAGAAUUUGAUGUCGCCAGUACUUAACUAAUUAGGUGAUUGCCAAUUUUAUUACUGCUGUUAUUGCAGUUUUAUCAAUUUAUUGCACAAGAAUAUUAUAACAAUUUUUAUCUUA
Daucus carota subsp. sativus is the source of this 1966-nucleotide messenger RNA. Its product is annotated as 2-methylpropanoate--CoA ligase CCL4. The coding region runs from base 137 to 1795 and encodes 552 amino acids. The transcript has a single exon. NCBI's taxonomy places the organism in Eukaryota, Viridiplantae, Streptophyta, Magnoliopsida, Apiales, Apiaceae. The record is from RefSeq and is a predicted model, not a curated record.